UCAAUAAAAAUGUAGCAUUUGAUUUCAGUUUGUUGCAUUAUUAUAGGUUUAUAAUAAUUGAAACAAAGAUUAGUAACGGUUCUGAUUUCAAUUUAAAUCAAGACAAGAAUAAACAAGCAGUUAUUAUAAUCUAUGGUUGCAUAUUUCGUCAUUCGACCCCUUAUCAACGAAUUUUAAUCAAAGUAAAACUAAUUACAAUUGCAGAUAACAAAUGUUACCUAAUUUAUUAAUCACAUACAGUGGAGGACUGCGCACGUCGCCAUAACGUUAAAAUGGCUAGUUUAGUUACGAAAAACGGCGGGUUGUUUGCAAGACUGAUUAAAAAUGUGAAUGACUCCGGUAAAAGGUUGUCUUCGCACUUUACAUAUUUCCCAGACGAUGGGAAACCAGUGGAAGGAGAAACAACCAAAAUGAACAUGAUGCAAGCCAUUAACAAUGCAAUGGAUCUGACACUCAAGACUGACCCCACGGCGGUGCUGUUCGGGGAGGAUGUGGCCUUUGGUGGUGUGUUCCGGUGUGCACUUGGGUUACAGGAGAAGUACGGCAAAGAACGGGUAUUCAACACGCCGCUCUGCGAGCAAGGCAUCGCGGGCUUCGGGAUAGGCCUGGCCACCGCCGGCGCCACCGCCAUCGCCGAGAUACAGUUCGCUGAUUACAUAUUUCCAGCCUUCGAUCAGAUAGUGAACGAGGCGGCGAAGGCCCGCUACCGCUCGGGCGCGCAGUUCUCGUGCGGCGCGCUGACGCUGCGCGCGCCCUGCAGCGCGGUGGGCCACGGCGCGCUCUACCACUCGCAGAGCCCCGAGGCCUUCUUCGCGCACGUGCCCGGCCUCAGGGUGGUAGUCCCCCGCGGGCCAAUCGCAGCCAAAGGACUUCUACUGUCCUGCAUAAGGGAGAAGGACCCGUGCGUCUUCUUAGAGCCCAAAAUCCUGUACCGCUCCGCCAGUGAAGAGGUCCCCGUCGGCGACUACACGCUGCCGCUGGGGAAGGCGCAGGUCCUAAGAGAAGGCGACGCCGCCACACUGGUGGGCUGGGGCACGCAGGUGCACGUCCUGCUGGAGGUGGCGGAACUGGCGCGGGACCAGCUCGGGGUACAGUGUGACGUCAUCGACCUGCAGUCCAUACUGCCCUGGGACGAGGAGACUGUCUGCAAUUCUGUGAAGAAAACUGGUCGUUGUAUUAUUGCUCAUGAAGCUCCCCUCACAUCAGGAUUUGGUGCUGAAAUUGCCGCGACUAUACAGGAGCAGUGUUUCCUGCACCUGGAGGCCCCGGUGUCGCGCGUGUGCGGCUGGGACUCCCCCUUCCCGCACGUGUUCGAGCCGCUCUACCUGCCGGGGGUCACGCGCUGCUACGACGCGCUCAAGGAAACUCUUAAAUACUAAACACACACACACGUGAUCCUUCACCACAGCCUCACUCAUUUCAAUCAAUGUGACUUGCCAAUGUUUAUCAGUUAUCUAGUACUCAUAAUACAAGUUCGCUUAGUUUGAGACUAGAUGGCGUUGUGUAAAAAUCGUAGAAUAUUAUAAAGCCAACUAAACGAUGUGUUCAUACUGUACUAGUUUGCGAGUACGUUGCUUUUAAUUAUGUACAUGACUGUUUCUCGCGUGUUACUCACACCACGCUCGCUUAGUGCAAGGCAGGCAUACUCGUAAGUAGUAUCUAUGGAAGCUGUACGCGAAAUGCGCAUGCGACAGGUCUGAACACGUCUUAAGGACUUUUGUACACUAUCUCGUAUUGGUAAUUUACUAUUACAAAUUAGAAACGCAAAAAUCGGACAAGUGAAGAAUUGCCGACUAAAGAAAAGUACCUUAUCUUUUGAUAUCACUUUGUUGCGUUUAUCACUAAUGAAAAACGAAUAAAGAUGAAAAUUCUUUAGAGGGCGCAAACACCCCUAGUUUUUAAGAUGGCCAAAUCAAAUCUAAAACGUAUAAAUAAGAUACUUUAAAAUACUGCACAGGGUUAUUUAUUAUUAAGUCCACUUUGAAUCAAUUUGCUUUUUAUAAAUAAAAUGUUUGUUAAACUUAUUGCAUUUCUUGCAGACUAGUGUAUAUGUCGUUAUUAUUUCAUCAACUGCAACUUUUUUUAUUGCAUUUCACCUUGUUAUAAUUAUGGCAGUUUUUUUGCAGAGAAUAAAAGUGAAGUAAUUAACAAUUUUAAAGUUCUUUUGGUGAUACUAUAGGGAGCCAUAGUAUUUUUAAGUGAAAGUAAUGUAUUUUUGUAAUGUUAUAAUGGAAAGGUUUGUUAUUGGUGUCAUGUACAUUUUAUACAAUAAAUAUUUAUUUUGUUUAGUUUCCUAUU
Molecule: messenger RNA, 2298 nt
Organism: Trichoplusia ni (cabbage looper)
Lineage: Eukaryota; Metazoa; Arthropoda; Insecta; Lepidoptera; Noctuidae
Gene: BckdhB
Product: 2-oxoisovalerate dehydrogenase subunit beta, mitochondrial
Exons: 8
Coding region: 273-1379 (368 amino acids)
Biological process (GO): branched-chain amino acid catabolic process; response to nutrient
Molecular function (GO): catalytic activity
Source: RefSeq, a predicted model, not a curated record